Molecule: messenger RNA, 723 nt
Organism: Penicillium robsamsonii
Lineage: Eukaryota; Fungi; Ascomycota; Eurotiomycetes; Eurotiales; Aspergillaceae
Exons: 4
Coding region: 1-723 (240 amino acids)
Biological process (GO): negative regulation of transcription elongation by RNA polymerase II
Cellular component (GO): NELF complex
Source: RefSeq, a predicted model, not a curated record
AUGGGACGGAUUUUCAAGCCGCUAAGAGAGCGACUUCGACACUUCUUGUUCAAGAUCAAGGCAGCCGAGACAGACCGGUGUAAUUGUGACGAGAGCUCACAAACACCAAAGCAUAUUCUUAUGCAGUGUCCGCGAUAUGUCAUUCCACGCACAAAAUUGUGGGAGCAGCCGUGGGUAGUUGGCAUCAAGGAGAUAGAUUAUGAUAAGAUCAUCUCCCACCUGCAGGCCACCCGCUGCGUGUUCCGAUAUGUGACGGCGGAGGACGACGACGACGAACCGACAGGCCUCGCGGCAAUGGAUCUAGGUGUGGAAGACGAUGGGCAGGAGGGGUGCAGAGAGAGAGAGAGAGAGAGAGAGAGAGAGAGAGAGAGAGAGAGAGAGAGAGAGAGAGAGAGAGAGAGAGAGAGAGAGAGAGAGAGAGAGAGAGAGAGAGAGAGAGAGAGAGAGAGAGAGAGAGAGAGAGAGAGAGAGAGAGAGAGAGAGAGAGAGAAGGAGAGAGUGGCGUGGGGGUUGGAAGGGGAGGGUGCACUCCACAACUAUCAUUAUAUGUUAAUUUCUUAUGUAUGGGGUUGGAUGGGGUUGGAUUUAUGGGUUUACAGGCCACAGGAAUGGGCUGAUUCCGCACUCUUUACGAUCAGCAUCUGUAUCUGUAUACUCUGGGAGAGAUCCCGCUCGGCGUUUGGCUUCGAGUUCUUGCUUCAGUUGGAUGAAGCGCCUGCAUAG